Messenger RNA from Cuscuta europaea, 6046 nucleotides. The record is from the annotation of a GenBank genome assembly. NCBI's taxonomy places the organism in Eukaryota, Viridiplantae, Streptophyta, Magnoliopsida, Solanales, Convolvulaceae.
UAAAACUUGAGCCUUUAAAACACCUCUGAAACCUUCUCCUUCGUGAGAGGUAGCCAACGGAAGAAGAAUCAAUCAAAACGGUCGUGAAACGACGGAGAACAGGCUCGCCGGAGUCCGUCGGACAUUUAUACACUUAUAAUACGUGGAGUGGGACGACGGUGGCCAGACUCACGCGUGAAUCAGGGAUGUCGGCCUGGUGUUAUAUCGAAAGAGGAUGUCUCGGGGAAUUGCUGCCAUGGUGCCACGUCUGCUGGUUCGCCGCCGAACGACGGAGGGAGAAGCAGCCGGACUCGCCGUCGCUGGAGAUAGCUAGAAGGGGAUGCAGUCCACCGGACAAGGAGUCUGAUCAUUUCCAUCGCCGUUGGAGAGCCGCUGCUGCCAUGGCCGGAGCUCUUCCCCGGUUCUUCGCGGCUGAAACAACGAAGAAGACGAUCUCUUAGUAGCACUAUGGACGUCAGCUCUCUUUUUGCUUUGAAGAAUGCUAAGGGGAAGAAGAAGGGCCCGGUGGGCACUUCUGCCAGGGAGGAGCCCUCCCAAGCCGCUACUGCCGGUGCUGGCGCCGGAGGGUCCAAGGGUGUCGGGCCCUUUAAGAAAAAGAAUAAUGGCAAGGGGGUCGAGCCCCCAGCCAAGAAGUUAAAAGCCACCGCCCCCGCCAAGCAGCCGACCACUGAUGUGGUUGUUUAUGUGGACGAGGGGCACACCUCUGUCCCCACCCCUCAGGAGCACAUCAACCAGGAGUUCUUCAGUCGGGAGAAGCUGGAGGCGAUAGUGCCGAAGGGGGCUUCUGUACUGGAGGGUAGCCUAAACCCGUCAGCGCUGAUGAGCCAGAUGCUACCCUCGGCUGAUCGCUUGGCCCUCGCCAGACUGGACGAGAGCUCCCUCGAGGCCAAGAUCCUCCUGAACACUGCCUCCUUAAGUCACGCCUAUCUUUUUCCUCUGUGUUUGUUUUUGCUCUUGCGUACUGUGUUUAUCAUAUCUAACCAUCACCCUUGUGGACUGUAGAGCUUCAUGGGCCUCUGUGAGCACCUUCGAAGGGUGGAACAGAUGAAGGAGGCGAAGGGUGCAGCCGAAGGGGAGGCUGCCCUCCUUAGGAAGAAGCUGGCCGAGGCUGAGGACUCUCUCCACUUGGCCACCGAUAGCAUGGAGCAGCGGGUGCAAGCCGCGAGGGCCGAGGGGAUGAACAAGGGCCUGGCUAAGGCCGGGGAGGCUGCUGCCGAGGCCACCCGCUUCGCUGCUGAGGAAAGCCCACGUGGCUAAGGAAGAGGCCGUCUCCAGGGCCCGGGAGGAUGCUAUAGCUGGCUUUACUGCCGAGGGGUAGAAACCCGAAGAACAGAAAGAGUGGCUCUCCUCGGUGGUGGGGGCUUCAGUGGAUGACUGGGUUGGAGGCACCGACAAGAUGUGGCUUGCUAAGAAGGGCGACUCCUACUAUCAGGGUGGGGAGUUUUUUACCCAGCGCCUUAUAUACCGAAAGCUUGCCAGGCAUUUCAAGCUUUCGCCGGAGGAGUUCCAGCCCGAGGCUUAUGGCCUCCCCCCUCGGCAGCGAGACGUCAGGAUUCCGCUUCCCGAAGGCGAAGAGAGACCAGUGCUCUAAGAUUCGGAGACCCUGCGGGAGUGUGGCCUUGGUGGUGACGGGGAUGAGGCCGAAGGCGAGGCUACCUCCAAAGCUACCGAAGGGGGCGAUGUUAUAGCUCCCCUCUUGUAAAAUGUAUUCCCCACCACUUUGUGAUCAUGCUGUUGUACUUUUGGCUUCGGCCCUUUUGUAAUAUACACUUCAACUUUUUCUCCCCUUCGAUGAAUGAAUACCUGCCUUUGGGCUUUUGCAUAUAAUUCGUUUCCUUUGAUUGUUUUUCUUUGGAUGUAUGGCUUCGUUUUUUUUAUGUAUGUCUUCGUUUUUUCUCUGUGGAUGAAUGCAUGUUAGGACUUAGAAAAUAUCUCUCUAAGUACGGUGUCUCCUGCACCCCUCGACUACUAGGCCCAUUUAGUUAUCUGAGCAUUUCACCGAGGGCCCAACGUUCAGGACUUAGAAAUAUUUUCUAAGUGUUGUUCAUCUGUUGGCCCCCCGGCUAAUUCCUUCCCUCUGGUUCUGUGUAGCCUUCAUGAGGUAACUGGAGGCAAGGUGCUUAGGACUUGAAAAUUUUUCUAAGCGUUUGGAUAUCGUCUAGCCUUCGGUACGUGGGUACCCUUCGGUGAGAGAUCAGUGAGAGAGGGAACUAAUCACAGGUUUGUGGAGGAAAAGAAUAAAAAAAUGCAGGUUUUGGAGCAUCUGGGGACGUACCCGAUCGAGUACCACCUUAUACUUGGUCGGGUAUGGCCAAAAGAAGGGGAACCGGGCAUUACUCGAUCGAGGAAGCAUGGAUUUUUGAAAGAAAAUAGACAUACUCGAUCGGGUAUCACUAUGAACCCGGUCGAGUAUGUACAGAAAGUCGAAGUACCAGGGAAACGGAUGCCCAUAUUCGGUCGAGUACAGGGCUCGAAAAUUGAAAAACAAGGGAUACCCGAUCGGGUAUCACUAUACACCCGGUCGGGUAUGUACAGAGAUGCUAAAGUUGAAGGAAACUGAUUCCCACACUCGAUCGAAUACAUGCCUCAAAACGUAGAAAAAAAACACAUACCCGAUCGAGUAUGGAAUGAUACCCGACCGGGUACCGGAGGCAGACCACUCACAAACUUCAUUUUCCAGCAAUACUCGACCGGGUAACAACACAUACCCGAUCGAGUACCGGAGGCAGGCUGCUCAAAAACCCCACUUUCCAGACAUACCCGACCGAGUAACAGCACAUACUCGAUCGGGUAUACGGGCAUUAUAACCCCAAAUCAGCCCCAAACACUUCAUCUUCCCCAAAAUCCCCAACCCAAAUUCGAACAAAACGCCCCCAACCUCCAUUCUUACAUCUUCUCUCUACCAUAUCUCCUCCAUUUCUUCGCCAAAUCAUUCCAUUUCAACACCAAAACACUCCCCUCAUCCUCCUCUACACACUCAUACUCACCAAUCCAAUUCUCCCACAGUUUUCAGAGGUCCGAAAAAACCCUACCCCCACCUUCAAAUUUCGGAUUUCAAGCCCAAAUUCACUCAAAAAUGGCUCCAAGGAAGGAGAAAGGACAAAGCUCCAACACUAGGCAUCCAUCUCGGGCUACGAGGACAUCAUCUUCAUGGACAACGAACACCGCACCCGCUUCAUGUCCACCAUUGAAAGGCAAGUUAAACCCUCUCGCUUUUUAUGCCAUGAUGCCCUAAAUGAAUUAGGAGUGUACAAAAUGACUAAGAAUUUUUUUCAUGAGUUGAGCAUGGAUAAGAUAUUCAAAAUGCAAUAUCACUCAAAUGAAAAAAUUAUCUAUGAAUUCAUAAGCUCAGUACAAUUUGAGAACGGUGAAGAAGAUUUUAGGGAUGAUAAACUCAAGUUUCGCUUGUUUAACCACAACCACUCCAUCACGAAACUUGAGUUCGCCGAACACUUUGGUAUUCCGGUCCCUUACCAAAAAUCUAUAUCCGACAAUACCGCUUUCGGCCAUACCCUAUGGACAAAGAUGACCGGGGAGACUAAAUUUAGCUCCUCCCAACUCUAUAUUAGUCAUGUCCAACAUCCCGUCCUCCGCCUAUUUUUGAAAUUCCUUGCCAACUCCUUGCUUGGACAUCCCAACAACCAUCACACUAGGAUGGGGGAUGUAUGCCUAAUGUCGGUAGCCCUAAUCCGUGUUCACGUGGAUUUCAACCUGUGUAAUCUUAUGUGGCCACAUCUGAAAAAAGAAAGCGUAGCAAAGGGUGCUAUUGUGGUGGGUGGGGUGAUUAUGCACUUGGCCACCAAGUUCGGGUAUAUGGAUAACUCUCCUAUACCCGAUUACUGUUUGAUGAACAUUUCUUGGCUGGGUCACUCGGGCUGUACAUCUUUUUCACACACAGUUUAUGGUGAAGAAAGACCCAGGAAUAUGUACAACUGGCUCAUCCACCCCAAACCCCUCAAAUACUUCCUCCUGCCCAACCCAGAACUCCCCCAACUCCACUACAAAACAGCAAGAGAGGAGCAACAUUACCUCUUCCCACACGCCCUUCCACCACAUCUCCAGGAACCGGAACAAGAACCUCCCCAACACCAACCCGAUUACGAGCCCUAUGCUCAACUCCAUAGCCAUCAAAACAUGGGCCAGGACAUCCCCGGACAAAGUCAAAACCCUCCACCACCCGACUUCUUUCAACAACUUCUGGAGGGUCAACAACAACUGCUUACGGGAUACGCCCAAAUGGACAACCGGCUCAACCGAUUAGAGGAGGAGCAAAGAGCCGGUUUUCAGCGAUUGGAGGAGCUCAGGGAAGCCGAUAGACAUCGGUAUGAGGAAGACCAAUGUAGGUUCUACGGACCUAUGUACUCUUACAUAGCACAACAGGGAUCCUUCCAUACCAUGGCGAACCCCCCUCCACCACCCUCGUGGUAUGACCCCACUCAUUGGGGUAACUUUGGAGGAUCUGGCUCCGGGGGUGGAGGGUACGACGGCGGAGAUGGUGGGGACACGUAUAUGGGAGAUGGUGGCCAAGGGAGCGGCUUCGGAGGGAGCUACUACGGUGGAGAAGGCGGGCACUAGGGACAGUGCUUGAUUCAAGUGCGGGGGAGACACUCAUGAUGGUAUGUAAUUUUUAUUCCCACCUAGCACUAUGCAUGUAAUUCUUUUGAACUGUUACACAAAAAAAAAAUAAAAGAAAAUAAAUGCAAGUUAGGUUGAAAACCCAACAAAAUGGGCGAUCUAAGCAAAAAGGGCUUAUAAAAAAAAUGAGUGAGUUGGGGAGAAUGGAAAAUGAAAAGAGAUGCUAGGAUGAAAACCUGAAAAGGCUCCUAGGCAAAAUGAGAGAUAUGAGAGAAAUGUUUGUUUUUGCAGGCACUCAUUGUAUCUCUGUGAAAAAUAAGAAGAUUCAGAUAUCAAAGACAAAGAAGAAGAGAGGAGGAGAAGAGAAGAUAACACUAGAAGGCCAUUAAACCCAAGAUGUUCUUUGUAAUUUGAGUUUAAAACUCAUUUUUUCUUUGUCAUCCUUGGUGGUCUUUGUGUUUGUAUGUUGUUUUUGUUGAACUGUGGAAAUUUUGGAGAAACUUGACACUUGUGAACAUUUGAUCUUACUCGAGACGAGUAAAGGUUUAAGUGUGGGGGAGUUGAUACGUUUGUAAUUUCCAUAUUUAUGUUUGUGUUUUUAAUUAGUUUUGCUUGAUCUUUACUAUGGAAAUUACACACUUUUGGUGUAAUAGAUUAGUUUGUUAAAUUCUUGUAAAUAGGUUAGAUUAGAUAUAUUCUGAGCUCAAACAGGUCUUGAUCACUCGAAGUAUAGUUGGUGAACCCAAAGAGUGGAAAGAAGGUGCAAAAAUUUGAAGACAAAAGAAGAUCCUGAAUUUUGGUCUAUACUCGGUCGAGUAUUAACUAUACUCGAUCGGGUAUUAGGUUGGAACUUCAAAUCGGAUCAGAUCCGAAGACAAGGGAACAUGCCGGGAAGAUUUCAGCCACGAUUUAAUGUCUAUACCCGAUCGGGUAGACCGACAUACCCGAUCGGGUAUGCCUUUGAGUUUUAAACGAAGAUCGGUCGAGUAUGGUCCGAAUACCAUUUUCUAAGCAUACUCGACCGGAUAUUAAUAUAUACUCGAUCGGGUAUACUUAUGGAAAACAGCCUGAAACCGGUCGAGUAUACCUCGGAUCGAGUAUUACACACAUACUCGAUCGGGUACCAUGUAUAUACCCGAUCGAGUACCCGAAUCCCAUCCCAAAAGCCUAUAAAUACACCUCCUUUCCUUCACAAAAAGAUAUCCAAUUCCUUUGUACAUCUAAGCUCAGUAUAGAAUAGUUCUUUCUUUAUAUUUUUCAUCAUGUUUAGUCUCCAAAUGAGGAGCUAAACUCUUCCAUCUUGGUUUUGCUACUUUGAAGCUUAAUGAAUUUAUAAGUUGUGAGUUAUUUUCUUUAAUCUUGUUCCUUGAAUAUUAAUUCUUCCUUUAAAAUACUAUUUCUAUAUCAAAGUUGGGGAGUGUUACUAAGAUGACAAUUAGUUAACAUCUUGACAUUGGUCAUAGUAAUAACU